Messenger RNA from Ictidomys tridecemlineatus (thirteen-lined ground squirrel), 8022 nucleotides. Lineage: Eukaryota; Metazoa; Chordata; Mammalia; Rodentia; Sciuridae. The record is from RefSeq and is a predicted model, not a curated record.
AGUAGGCUAAGUCACAAUCUCUAGGAGCAGGCGUCUGGCUUCCUAGUGGAAAUACUUUUAUUAGCAUUUGCCUAUAUUCUGUGGAAAAGAAUAAAAGAAAAACACCCAAAAUUUCAAACAUUUACCAAAAUGAGAAAUGAGGUAGAUAGUGAUUCUGAAUCAGAAAAAGAGAAUGAUGCCUCGACCAUGAGAAGAAAGCCUGGAAGUACCCUUGAUGUUCCAGUGGUCUCUUACCUUGAAAUCCCACUCUCAGUACAGACAGUCAUCUCUAGGAUUGAAAAAGCACAGCUCAUACGAGCCAAAGAGGAAAUUAAUAUGCAGCUGACUGACAUACUGAACAAUGUGCAACGGAUAAUAACCCGAUAUACUCCUGAUGAUCUUACCUCACUAACUGAAAGGAGGAAGUCUCUCAUAGAAUAUAAGAGAAAAAGAAGAACCGAAGUUUUGGAGAAAGUGUCUUCUUAUUCUAAGGGUAUUGAAGUUAGAGAAAAAACCCUUACCCACAUUCUGGCCUGGUUGGAAGAAUGGACCCAAAUUCCUAUGGUUAUCCUUGGGAGAAAUGCAAUUUCAUUGUUUUGUGUUGUAUUUAUUCUUCCAGAAUCUAGAAGUACUCUGUGGAAAUCUUGGAAAGACAGAGUUGUAAAACGACCUGCUACAGCCCAUGCCUUAAAACCAGAUCAGAUGAUUAGCGAUCAAUUUGCAACAAAUACGAAGGUUUUAGAAAUUCAAGAUAUGCUACAGGAACUCAUAGGCACAACAAUGUUCAAUAAAUUGGAAAACAGUGCUAUUAAAUAUAUAUCAUCAACAAUAGUCAACCUUUCUAAAGCCUUGUGUAUACUAAGUGACAAUUUAAAGGCUGCUAUUGACUUCCCAGUUGGCAGUAUAUACGAAAAUGAAACAAGAGAAGCAGAAAAAGAGUGCUCUCAGAAAAUAAUAUACAGUCUCAGUGAACAAAAUGAAAUGCUUCAGCAGAGACUUAAAGAUAUAGAAGAAAAAUUUGAACAACUUAUUAAAUCCAAAGCUAUUAUUGGACAACAACUGUACACAUCACUGUCCACAUCUUCAACCUUAAAAGUAUUAUCUGAACAGUCAUCCAUGACCAAAGCUGAUGACAUAGAGGACACUGUGGACAGUAUUUUAAGCAAAGAAUUUGAAAAUAUUUUAGAUGAAUCCCAAAGAAAAGGAACCAAAGGCACUGGGAAAAAGUGGGAGGCAGCUCUUUCACAUACAGCCCAAGCUGAAGCAACCCCAGAGCUAAGUGAACAGCCUGAUGGAGAUACUACUGGAGAUGAUAUAUCACUGAAGAAAGGUGAUGACCAUCAAAAAGAUGAAACUGACUAUCAUGAAUCACAGAGAAGAAGGUAUUCACAUGAGGCCUCUGAAAUAAAUCUGAUUGAUGGUAAAGGUGAACAGAAAGUCUCAGAGGACAAACUUCGUCAACGAUUUGAGCUAGAAGCACUGGAAAAAAAGAAAAAAGAAAGAAAACCCUUUUCUCAAGGCAAAUCAAAGCCAUCUGUUGAAACAAAAAGUAAACAUUUCUCUUCUACUGAAACAAAUAGCCAAGGUGACAGAAGUGGAACAAGGAGUACAGGGGAACAAUUCAGAAAGGUCAGACCUGAACAAGAACUUGAAAAAGGCCCAAUUUCCUCAGAGAUAAAAUCAUACUCCUCUAGUGAGUCAGUGGGCAAAGAGAUCAAAAGCAAAAUGAGUAGAUCAACAGAGGCAAUCCAGUUUAAGAGUGAUUUCACCUCUGAGCCCCAGAAAGUUGAAAAAAAGGGAAAGAAACACCAAAUCCUUCCAGGACGGACCACAAGCAAAGAAGGAAUAAUAGAAGAGAAAGAACUGUUAUCCUUUAUCAAACAAACCCAGGCUCAACUACUUGUUAAAUCACGCUCAAAGGUCAAGAUGGCUAAAGAGGAUUUAGGAAGUCCAGAUGGCAAAAGCGAACAGGAUAACCUAGAAUUAUUUCAAAAAGCCAUACUGGCUUUCCUAAAAGAGAAAAUUGAUAACAUAGGAAAGUCUUUUCGUACAGAGAGUAUGCUAAAGGAGGAGAAAUUAUUAAAAAAAGAAGAAGUUGAAAAGUUAGGAAUUAUAAAGGCAAAAACAGAGGAAUAUUUCCAAAAAGUGGCUGAAACUGUGACUAAAAUCUUGAGGAAAUACAAAAAUAUAAAAACUAAAGGAGAAGUUGAAGAGAAAUCUUUGAAACAAAAAAAGAUUGUCUCAUUUAUGCCAGAUUUUCAGAAGUCAAAACCUGAAAUUAGCUUAAUUCUUGAAAAUGAGAGCUCAGACCCAAUAAUUAACAAUUUAAUACAAAUGAUAUUGACUGAAUUAGAAAGAGAUGUUCCAACAAUCUUGGAAGGAGAAGACUACAAGGAGAAAGAAAAAAAGAAGCAGAAGGAAUAUUUGCCAGAAGAUCAAGAAAAAAUAUCCAGCAUGCGUGAGCUGCAGAAGCCGAAACAGGAAGAAGAGGUAGGGAAAGAACGAAAAAAACAGAGGACUCAAAAGAGGAUUGAGCAAGAUGGGAAAGAAAAUCAAAGGAAAGGGGACAAAGAAGUGCAGCAGCAAUCCAAACAGCAGCAGUCGGAAGCAUGGAAGAAAACGAUGAAAGAGCGAAUGGUACCCUUGGAGAAGAAGAGUGAAGAGAUGAUGGGGCAGAUUCAAGAUCUGGUAAUUACAGGGCAGAAAGACAAGAAGCAGGGCAGAGGGACAGAAGACUUCAAAAGGCAGAGGCAGUUCAAAGAAAAGGAUAAGACGGAGAAGAAAAAAUCUGUAGAACCAACAGAAAUGGCCAUCCAAAGACCAGUGACAUAUUCCAGAAGGAGGAGAACAUUGAAACAUGAAUCUCAGCUAUAUGAAGAACAAAAGAUCCAAAAGAAUCUUGAGACAGUAGAGAGUCUUCCUGCAGGACAGAGUCCCAUACCAGUCACUCCUCCCACUUCAACACGUUCCUCCCUAACCAGCACCCUUCCUGCUUCUGAAGAGUCUCUCACAGAGUACAUCACUCUCAGUCCUGAGCAAGCACAGGCACUAGGGAUAACUCUCACCCCUGAGCAAGCCCAAGCCCAAGGGAUCACUCUCACCUCUGAGCAGGCACAGGCACUGGGCAUCACUCUGACUCAAGAGCAGGCCCAGAUCCAGGGGAUCAUUCUCACCCCUAAAAGGGCCCAAGCACAAGGGACCACUCUCACCUCUCAGCAGGCCCACACACAGGGGAUCACCCUCACCCCUGACCAGGCCCAGGCACUGGGGAUCACUCUCAGCCCUCAGCAGGCACAGGACAAGGGAAUCACUCUCACCCCUCAGCAGGCCCAGGCCAAGGGGAUCACUCUCACCCCUCAGCAGGCCCAGGAACUGGGGAUCACUCUAAGCCCUCAGCAGGCACAGGCACUGAGGACCACUCUCACCCCUCAGCAGGCCCAGGCACGGGGGAUCACUCUCACCACUGAGCAGGAACAGGCACUGGGGAUCACUAUCAUUCCUGAGCAUGCCCAGGACAAGGGGAUCACUCUCACCCCUCAGCAGGCCCAGGCAUUGGGGAUCACUAUUGCCCCUGAGCAAGCCCAGGCCCAGAGGAUCACUCUCACCCCUGAGCAGGCCCAGAUACUGGGGAUCACUCUCACCCCUGAGCUGACCCAGGCCAAGGGGAUCACUCUCACCCCUGAAUGGGCCCAGGCACUGGGGAUCACUCUCACCACUGAGCAGGCCCAGGUCAAGAGGAUCACCUUCACCCCAGAGCAGGCCCGGACACUGGGGAUUACUCUAGUCCCUGAACAGACCCAGGCCAAGGGGAUCACUCUUGACCCUGAGCAGGUCCAGGCCAAGGGGAUCACCCUCACCUCUGAGCAGGCCCAGGUACUGGGGAUUACUCUCACCCCUCACCAGGCCCAGGCACUGGGAAUCACUCUCAUCCCUGAGCAGGCCCAGGCCAAGGGGAUCACACUCACCCCUGAGCAGGCCCAGGGCCAGGCCCAGGGAAUCCCUCUCACCCCUCAGCAGGCCCAGGAAAUGGGGAUCACUCACACACUUGAGCAGGCCCAGCCAUUGGGGAUCACUACAGCCCCUGAGAAGGGCCAGGACGAGGGGAUCACUCUCACCCCUCAGCAGGCCCAGGAACUGGGGAUCACUCUCACUCCUGAGCAGUCCCAGGCACGGGGGAUCACCCUCACUCCUGAGCAGGCCCAAGUACUGGGGAUCACUAUCACACCUGAGUAUGCUCAGGCCAAGGGGAUCACUCUCACCCCUCAGCAGGUCCAGGCACAGGGAACCACUCUUACUCCUCAGCAGGCCCAGACACUGGGGAUCACUCUCUCUCCUGAGCUGAUUCAGGCCAAGGAGAUCACUCUCACCCCUGAGCAGGCCCAGGUACUGGGGAUCACUCUCACCACUGAACAGGCACAGGCCAAGGGGAUCACCCUCACGCCUGAGCAAGCCCAGGCCAAGGAGAUCACUCUCACCCCUGAGCAGGCCCAGACAUUGGGGAUCACUCUCUCUCCUGAGCAUGCCCAGGCCAAGGGGCUCACCCUCACCCCUGAGCAGGCCCAGGCACUGGGGUUCACUCUCACCCCUGAGCAGGCCCAGGCCAAGGGGAUCACUCUCACCCCUGAGCAGGCCCAGGCCAAGGAGAUGACCCUCACCCCUGAGCAGGCCCAGAAACUGGGGAUUACUCUAGCCCCUGAAGAGGUCCAGGCACUGGGGAUCACUAUCACCCCAGAGCAAGCCCAGGCACUGGGGAUCACUCUCACCCCUCAGCAAGCCCAGGCACUGGGGAUCACUAUCACCCCAGAGCAAGCCCAGGCCAAGGGGAUCACCCUGACCCCUGAGCAUGCAAAGGUACUGGGGUUCACUCUCACCCCUGAGCAGGUCCAGGCCAAGGGGAUCACUCUCACCUCUGAGCAGGCCCAGGAACUGGGGAUCACUAUCACCCCUGAGCAGGCCCAGGCCAAGGGGAUCACCUUGACCCCUGAGCAUGCAAAGGUACUGGGAUUCACUCUCACCCCUGAGCAGGUCCAGGCCAAAGGGAUCACUCUCACCCCUCAGCAGCCCCAGGCACUGGGGAUCACUAUAGCCCCUGAGCAGGCCCAGGCCCAGGGGAUCACUCUCACUCCUCAGCAGGUCCAGACACUGGGGAUCACUCUCACCCCUGAGCAGGCCCAGGCACUGGGGAUCACUCUCACCCCUGAGCAGGCCCAGGCACUGGGGAUUACUCUCACCCCUGAGCAGGCCCAGUCCAAGAGGAUCACCCUCACCCCUGAGCAGGCCCAGGCACUGGGGAUCACUCUCACGCCUCAGCAGGCCCAGGCACAGAGGAUCACUCUUACCCCUGAGCAGGCCCAGGCCCAGGGGAUCACUCUCACCCCUCAGCAGGCCCAGGCUCAGGGGAUCACUCUCACCCCUCAGCAGGCCCAGGCCCAGGGGAUCACUCUCACCCCUCAGCAGGCCCAGGCCCAGGGGAUCACUCUCACCCCUCAGCAGGCACAGACACUGGGAAUCACUCUCACCCCUCAGGAGGCACAGGUACAAGGGAUCACUCUCACCCCUCAGCAGGCCCAGGCCCAGGGGAUCACUCUCACCCCUCAGCAGGCCCAGGCCAAGGGGAUCACUCUCACCCCUCAGCAGGGAAUCACUCUCAGCCCUCAGCAGGCCCAGGACUUGGGGUUCACUCUUACCCCUGAGGAGGCUCAGGCACAGGGGGUCACUCUCACCCCUCAGCAGGCCCAAGACUUGGGGUUCACUCCCACCCCUCAGCAACCGCUGGCACAGAGGAUCACUCUCACCCCUCAGCAAGCCCCAGAUCUGGGUAUCCGUCUCACCCCUCAAAAGACACAGGACCUGGGGAUUACUCUUACCCCUCAGCAGGCCCAGGCACAGAGGGUCCCUCUCACUCCACAGCAGGCACAGGACCUGGGGAUUAGUUUUAACCUUCAGCAGGCCCAUGCUCAAGCUGUCACUCUUUCCCCUCAAUCAGCCCAGGUAUUUGGUGCCACUCUCACUCCUGAGCAGGUUCAGGCAUUGCUGCCCCCUCUCCCUUCUGGUCAGGCAGUAGGUAUCAGCCAUACCCCCAAGAUAGCACAGGCAUUAGAAGUCCCUCUUACUGAAGAACAGGCCAGAAAAUUGAGGGUUUCUAUCACUCCAGAAAAGUUUCAAGGGGCAUCAAACAUUAUUAGCCUGGAGCAGUUCCAUGCAUUGAGGGUCACUCCCUCCUUCCAGCAGGCCCAGGCACUUGGCACUCCUCUCACCCUGGAAAAGCUUUCCACAUUGGCUCCUUCCACUCUUAGACCAUUUCAUGAAUUGAAGACUUCUUUCCCCACUAAACAAUCCAUUCCAUCAAGACUAUCUCCAAGCCCUGGUAGUCCUAGGAAAGGCCAAGGAAUGCAUAUUCCUUCUGGCCCAGGAAAGCUCUUGGCACCACAAAUCUUUCCUACCUCUAGACAGAUUCUGGUAGGUAAAGGUCAAUUCAUUCCUGCACAGUCUGUAGCACCAGAGAUCUCUCCCAAUCUUGGGCAACUCCCAAUAUCUUGGGUCCCUCCCAUUCCAGGACAGCCCCUUGAACAGGAGGCCCUUAGUUCUAGGCAGUUCUUCAUAUCUAGGGGCCUUCUGACUCCCCAGCCACCUCUGAUAUUGCAGACCCCUGUCACUCCCAGGCAACCUCUUAUAUCAAGAUUCCCAUCCACCUUUGGACAGAUCCCCAAACUCUGGGAUCCUCUGUCUCCUGGAAAGCCCUUGGUUCCUGAAGCCUCUUCCAUCCCCAGGGAGCUUCAGGAAUCUGGACCCAGCUUUUUGGAGCAGCCCCAGGCACUCAGGCCUUCUGCCACCCCUGAGCCCUCUCCCUAUCUGCAGACUUCUUCUCUCUUUGGGCAGCAACUGGCACCAUGGAUUAUUCCCAGACAAGUUUCACCACUAUCGGUCCCUUCCACUCCCAGACAUCCUUCCACAUUCUGGCCUCCCAUAGCCCCUGAAAAGCCCCAGGGAGUUUUGUCCUCUUCUGUUGCUCAGAAAAGAUCAGCAAUUAUUUCUUCUUUGAAAUCUAAACCAGCUUUGGUUCAUCCAAGUGCUCCAGAUUCUAAGGUAUCUCAAGCUCCUUUCACCACUAAGAAGGCCCAAAUAUCAGAGGUCUCUGACACUUCUGAAGAAACCAAGAUGCUCCAAGAUACUUCUGCCAUGGGACCAUUUGAAACCUUUCAGUCCCAUCUCACCAAUUAUAGGAUACCAAUAUUGCAAACCCCUCACAUUGAUGGGCAGGCCCUUCCACCUCUCAUGAAACCUCAAAUGUCACUACCUUCUCUAAUAACUCAACUACCCAAAAUAUCACAGAUCUUACCUGCUCAAUGGGACCAGAAAUCUCGAUUCCCUCCUAUAGACAAGCCCUGGAUUCUGCCUUCAGUUUUAGGCAUCAAGAAACCAAAGGUGACAGAGCCCCCUUCCUCUCCCCAAGAGCUUGAAGAAAAGAGAUAUUUUGUUGAUGUAGAGGCUCAGAGGAAGAAUCUCAUACUAUUAAAUCAGGCCACAAAAACUUCUGGACUCCCUUCGCAGCAACAUACAACGGCUAGGAAUCUCAUAAUUGAGACACUUCAUAUGAACAAUAUUCGGCUGGGAUACCUGUUCCGCAAGUACAUUGCCUAUAGCCUGAUCCAGCAUGCCAGGCCCAAGGCGUGGGAGAUGGAAGGCUACAAAGAUGGAGAAGCCCUCCAAGAGAAGUAUAAAUUGAAUCUUAGUCUCCCUAUCCACUUGAUCAUUGACAAAAAUCAAAUACCUACAUCUACUGAAUUUAGCCAACAGCCAUUCCUAGAGUUACUAUUUGAAGAGGAAAAAAAGUCUGACGCUUUCAAGAAAUUUAGACAAGAAGAUUGGAUGAAAGCCAUGUGGCAUGCUGAUCUGUCUACAUCAAGCUACCCAAUAACAGAAAAGAUGUCAAUACAUUCACUGUGGGCCCAACUGGGUGGGUACCCAGAUAUUCCUAGAUUGCUACAGUUAGAUAUUCAGUCUACCUUCAGAAAAUCUCUCGCAUCCAUUCAAUCACAGUAA